This is a messenger RNA of Trifolium pratense (red clover), 2292 nucleotides long. RefSeq lists its product as uncharacterized. The record is from RefSeq and is a predicted model, not a curated record. Bases 441 to 2021 code for a protein of 526 amino acids. The transcript has 6 exons. Lineage: Eukaryota; Viridiplantae; Streptophyta; Magnoliopsida; Fabales; Fabaceae.
GACUUGAACUAGAUUUUUUGGUAAUUAACUAGUCACGUAAUUUUUGUUUCCUGCGAAAAUUGUGCGUCAAAAAAAUUUUCCAGCGAAAAUUGUGCAUAUAUUUUCACUACACUCUGUUGAAAACAAACUUCAAGUUCAACGACCCAACCCAAGUUAAGUUUCCCGUAUUCUUCUGUUUUUCAGUUCCAAGCAAAGGUCAUAUGAGUAAUUUCCAGCCUCUUAUCCAUUUAAAUACGGCGCCGUAUGAUUAGAAGAAGCACGUGACAGCUGGCCAUCGUAGAAAAGAAGGAGAAAAACAACUUUGUUUCUUUGUUUCUGUUUCUUCUUCUUUGCCGCAAUUCUCUCAUUCAUUCAUUCAUCUAUCCAUCAAAAUCUCUCUCUCUCUCUCUCUCUCUGAAAAUAAUCACUUCUUCUCAGUAACUUCCACAUCACCAUCAUCAAUGGUUCAACUCAUGAGAUCCGAUUCUGAUAAUAAUCACUUCUACAAAAAAGUUAAAUUAGAGUCUCAACAACAAGAUGAUGUUCCUAACAAACGUCCCAAAUUUGAUUCUUCUACCAAGUGUGAUUCAAGUGGUGAUGAUUUGGUUCCAAAUUCACAAUCUUUAUAUAACCCUUUGGAUGAACCAAGUCCUCUUGGUUUGCGUCUAAAGAAGAGUCCUUCACUUUUGGAUUUGAUUCAGAUGAGGCUUUCUCAACAACAUGAUUCUAAGAAGAAAGAUCACAAGGGUUCUGCUGCUUCUGCUGCUGAUUCUAAGCUUAAAGCUUCCAAUUUUCCUGCUACUGUUUUGAAGAUUGGAACUUGGGAGUAUAAGUCUAGAUAUGAAGGAGAUUUGGUUGCAAAAUGUUACUUUGCAAAGCAUAAGCUAGUUUGGGAAGUUCUUGAUGGCUGUCUUAAGAAUAAGAUUGAAAUUCCAUGGUCUGAUAUCAUGGCUCUCAAGGCAAACUAUCCUGAUGAUGCACCAGGAACACUGGAAGUUGUGCUUGCAAGAAGACCCUUGUUUUAUAGGGAGAUCAAUCCACAACCAAGGAAGCAUACCUUGUGGCAAGCAACAUCAGACUUUACCGGUGGAGAAGCCGGCAAAAAUAGGAGACAUUUUAUUCAAUGUCCUCAAGGUUUGUUAGGGAGGCAUUUUGAGAAGCUCAUACAGUGCGAUCCCCGUCUCAACUUUCUGAGCCAACAACAGGAUUUCGUGUUGGAUUCUCCAUAUUUUGAGCCUGGAACUGCACUUCAUGACCAUAUUGAAACUAGCGAUGGUUAUGAUAGAAAAAGUGAAGGGCAAGCUGGGAUUUUUGGAUUGAAUGAUAUGGAAUCAGGAUCUGCUGUUCAAUCCUCUUCCUCCAGAAGUGAACAUAAUCUCAUGGGUAAAGCUGUUGAAAACAAUUUCCAAGAAAUUACCUCCCCUAGCUCAGUGAUGAACCCUCAUGCAAUCAAAGGUUUCAAGAGUAGAGGACCUGAAUCUUUGAAGUUUCUCAGCAAUUUGAAUCAGAUAAAAUUGCCUGGUCUUCAUCCUUCCAUGUCGAUGGAUGAUUUGGUCGACCACAUCGGACACUGCAUUACUGAGCAGAUGGGACCUGAAAGCUCCAACUUUGCUAGUGACAGAUCUAUGUUGGAGGAAUUCACACAAUACUUGUUCAAUGACACUCAAUUUCCACCAACCUCUGAUGAACAACAGCCAGCCUCUGAUGAACAGUAUGUCAUGUCAAGAGUGAACUCCUUAUACUGUCUUCUUCAGAAAGACCCUCCUGCAGCCAAAGAACAACCGGUUCAAAACCUCGGUAAUAAUGUUUUCCAUGCAAUGGAGGAUAGAAAAAUUGGUGAGAGUAAUUCUGCUGAAUGCAAAAGUAAAAUGGUUGCUUUUGAAAUUCAACAAGAUGAUGAUGAUGAUUCUGGUAGCCAGCAGGAAAAUGGUUUGUCUAGGCAAGAAUCAGCUGGAGAUUUACUGCUUAAUCUUCCAAGGGUUGCUUCUAUGCCACAUUUUCUAUUUCCUAUGACUGAGGAUUCUGGUAGUCAUGUUAGAUAGUGAUUUUCUGAUAUAGCAGCGCAAGGAUAAAAAAACCAAACCUUUUAUGUAGUUUUCAACAGUGUGAAUAUUUUUUAUUUUAUGUGCAUUUGGUUAUUUGAACUCAAUGGGAUUCAGAGAUUGUGAUUGAUGAAGAAUCCCAACAGACAUCUUUUCAGUUGAACAAAAAUAAGACAGCAAAAAUAUGUUGAUAGUGUGUUUGAGAGAGUCAACACUUUGUUGCCAUCUCUAAGGACCCGUUUAGUUCUAUUGAUCAUUGUUUUUAUUUUCA